UAACUCACGCUGAUAUAAAGCGGCAAAGGAAACAGAAGGUCUCGGGUGGUUCACGCACGCGAUCGCUCCACGUUCCAGGCACAAACGCCAGCAACACAAAACCGCGACCUUUAAAAAUUAUUUUUCUACCCCCCCUCUUUCAGUCAGUGAUCCACUUCAGUGAAACAGUACCCUCGUCAGUUGGUCUCUGACUACCGUCAGCACCAGUCGUGACUGAGACUCGCAGUUCAUACUUUUCAAUACGCUGAAUCGUUCACGCUGGAGCAGCGUGGCAAUUCUUUUUAAAGUUUGAAGACAGAGACUAUUCUUGUUCGAUCAUCAUCAAUCGAUUUGUGUUUUUUCUUUUCUUUUUAACCUGCCCAUGUUGAACGAUAAUUUUUUUUAGUUCUACGGAAGCGCUCGGCGGAUUGACGGCUGUCUCAUUCAACUGCCAUUAUUUCGGACGGACUAUUUAUAAAACGGUGAAAACCCAGAUAAAAAAAAAAUUAAAAAAGAAAGAAAAAAGAAAAUGGAGGCUUGACGAAUUAAUUCUUUAUUGGUUCUCUUCUUGGCCCCAGUUUGGCCAAACGGCAUGAGAAAUGAAAUACCUUGUCACGACAGCAAGAAAAUAGUGAAGUAGAAAUUAACUGGAUCGGCUGUUUUGAGCUUUCAGUGGUUGUAUCACGUUGGUGUCGUUAUUGAAACAAUCCGAAAAGACAAUACAAAGAUAAGGGAGGACUUGUGUGUUUUCUAAAAUACGUUUGGGAAAUUGGUGACGCUGUUCGUGUGAAGUGGCUUCGUCAUCAUGAUCGCCAGGCUGCGUUACGUCGUCUUCGCUUUCUCGUUAGUCGCAAGUGGUUGUUGCAAUGUGGCUGAUGUCUCCAAGAAUGAAGCGUCCAUCGUUACAUCAUCGAUCACUACGAUAGCUGACGGGACCGUGAUGGCAGCCAAAACAGAGUCUCCGCUAGCGCCACCACAGUCCAUGAAUCUAGAAACGUCAUUCGACUCAACGAAAAACUCGGAUGAUAAGAUCCUUUCGCUAAAAGGGCCGCGAUUCGUCCCGGAAGCUUCGAAAAACAUCACUGCCCUGGCUGGCCGCGUCGCUUCGUUGAAUUGCCGAAUUAAGAACUUGGACAACUGGACGGUUUCUUGGGUACGCCAUCGUGAUGUCAGUUUGUUAACGGUGGCUGGCUAUACGUACUCUUCCGAUCAGCGAUUCCGGGCAGUGCACAAACCUUAUUUCGGCGAGCAGUCUCUGGCGUCGUCAUCGCAAGCCGGCGCCACAUCCAGCGGCAGUAAACAGCAAGUGCAGCAUCUCAACAGCGAUCUGGAGAGUCUGACAGACACUUACCAAGAUUGGGGUUUGGAAAUUCACUCGAGCCAACCGCGUGACAGUGGCAUCUACGAAUGCCAGAUCAGUACGACACCGCAUCGCAGUCUUUUCGUGCACCUCAGAGUUGUUGAGCCAAGUACGACGGUCCUGGGAGGCAGUGAAGUCUUCGUUGGAAUGGGCAGUACCAUCAAUUUGACGUGCGUCAUCCGGCUCAGCCCCGAACCGCCAAACACCAUCCGCUGGCAGCACAAUAAUCAAAUGAUUGGCUACGAUUCAAAUCGAGGAGGAGUGAGUGUCGUCACGGAGAAAGGCAUCGAAUCGAGUAGCUCUCUUCUGAUUCAAAACGCUCGACCUGCCGAUUCGGGAAAAUACGUAUGCCGUCCGGACAACGCUGAACCAGCUACCGUGAACGUUCACGUUCUCAAUGGCGAAUCUCCUGCAGCCAUGCAGCACGGAUGCAGUGCCCGGCAACUGAGUUCGACGGUCCUGUUCUUCUUGUCAGUUGCCAUGGCGGUAGCGACCAACGUCAAGACUCAAAGAAAUAUCUGGUCGUUCAUCUACGGUGUCACGUAAGAUUGAUGGUCAUCAGUUUUUACACCAAAUGCCAGUGACUGCUGUCAACGGUUGCCCAUCUGCAACAGUCGCCUGAUGCGUUUCUCGUUCGGUUUCUACUUUCUUUCUUUUGUGUUCCGCACGCGGCAUCAGGUUGUAAUGUGGGGUCUCUUCACUUACACGAAAUAUACUAAAAUAACGUGAAUCCGCGUUUAACUGGUGAAAAGAAAUUUAAUAGUCUGACGUAUGAUUGACACCAAACCCCCCCAAAAAAAUUCUACAUUAUAGAAUCAUGAUCUAUACAAAUGUUUGUAUGUACAUAGUGCAAUUUGUUGUAUACAAAAUGUUUCCACGUUCAUGUCCUGCGGUUUUGCUGACAGUUGUUUCGGAAGAAGCUGAACAAUUCAGCGGUUGGUAGACCACACUGAUUGCAUCAACAUUGAAAAACUACUGAAAUUUAUGUAUCUCAUGUGAAUAUUUCCAUUGCAUAACUUGAUUCGACAGCCCCUGUUUGAAAGAUUAUUGACACGACUAUGUCACCCAUGUGCACGUCAUUUUGUGUAAGGAUUUCUAGUACCUUUGCUUUUCCAUUGGCUCUCUUCGCUUUUCUUUCUCUCUCUUUCUCUGUGUGUGCGUUGCGUAACGGAGAACGUUGUUAUUGUUCUUGUUUUCGUUGAAACAGCACAGUUUCGUUUCUGUUUCUUCUGUUGUCUUUCCUUCUUUCAUCCCCCCCCCUUUUCUUUUACCUUCCUUUUUGCUGGCUUAGUAUCAUUAUAUCCGCCAUAUGCUUCUAUCGGUAGAAAGAAAAAAACGUCGAUCUGAAUCCUCGUUUGAUUUAUGAGUGUCCAUAUAAUACUGUGUAUACGUACGUGGUGUGUCUAUAUACGCCGACAAAAUCCAUUUUCCACUCUUUUCGGCAUAUUGAAGAGAAGCCUAAACACACACGAGAUGGUUGAGGAAAAGGUGGUUCAUUCAAACCGGAUAAAAGAGAAAAGGAAAUAGAAAGCAAAAAAAUAAAAGAGAGAACAAAGAA
Molecule: messenger RNA, 2897 nt
Organism: Daphnia magna
Lineage: Eukaryota; Metazoa; Arthropoda; Branchiopoda; Diplostraca; Daphniidae
Exons: 7
Coding region: 785-1885 (366 amino acids)
Biological process (GO): synapse organization
Cellular component (GO): neuron projection membrane
Source: RefSeq, a predicted model, not a curated record